Molecule: messenger RNA, 2061 nt
Organism: Dipodomys ordii (Ord's kangaroo rat)
Lineage: Eukaryota; Metazoa; Chordata; Mammalia; Rodentia; Heteromyidae
Gene: Gbp5
Product: guanylate binding protein 5
Exons: 11
Coding region: 190-1950 (586 amino acids)
Molecular function (GO): GTP binding; GTPase activity
Source: RefSeq, a predicted model, not a curated record
UGGAAGAGACAGGAAAUUGGCACGAUUGGGGUAGACCACGUACCAGAAAUGAUGACAGCUAAACUAGGGUACAGUUGUCAGAACUCUUACCAAGUUCUCAAAGCAACUUUCUUGCCAGCACUAAAAGAUCUCCCAGCAGCUCUAGAAGAUCUCAGAUCCUGAAGAUUUUACUGUAAAGACAUCUUAGACAUGGGCCCAGAGAUCAACAUGCCAGGCCCAGUGUGUCUGAUUGAGAAUACUGAAGAGCAGCUAGUUGUCAACAAGGAAGCUCUGGAGACCCUGUCUGCCAUCUCACAACCUGUAGUGGUGGUGGCCAUUGUGGGCCUCUACCGCACUGGCAAAUCCUACCUGAUGAACAAGCUGGCUGGCAAACAAAAGGGCUUUUCUGUCGGAUCCACAGUGCAGGCUCACACCCAAGGAAUCUGGAUGUGGUGUGUGCCUCACCCCAGCAAGCUGGACCACACUCUGGUUCUUCUGGACACUGAAGGACUGGGAGAUACGCAGAAGGUUGAUAACAAGAAUGAUGAGCAGAUCUUUGCACUGGCAAUCCUUUUGAGCAGCACCCUUGUUUACAAUACCAUGAGCAACAUCGACCAAGGGGCUAUUGACCUACUUCACAAUGUUACAGAAAUAACAGAUCUGCUCAGAGCAAGAACCUCCUCUCAUCUUGAUGGGGUUGAAGAUGCUGCUGACAUUGUGACAUUCUUUCCUGACUUAGUGUGGACUCUGAGGGACUUCUACCUUGACCUGGAAACUGAUGGACAACUCAUCACAGCAGAUACGUACCUGGAGAACUCACUGAGGCCAAAGGAAGGUAGUGAUCAGAGGAGUCAGAAUUAUAAUUUACCCCGUCUAUGUAUACAGAAGUUCUUCCCAACAAGGAAAUGCUUUAUCUUUGACACACCUAUUCAUGGGAAGAAACUUGGCCAGCUUGAAACAUUGUGUGAUGAUGAGCUGGAUCACGAGUUUGUGCAACAAGUGGCAGAAUUCUGCUCCUACAUCUUCAGCCAUUCUAAGAUCAAAACUCUUCCGGGAGACAUCAAGGUCAAUGGACCUCGUCUAGAGAACCUGGUGCUGACCUAUGUUAAUGCCAUCCACAAUGGAGAACUGCCCUGCCUGGGGAACACAGUGCUGGCCUUGAGUCAGAUAGAGAAUGCAGCUGCAGUACAGAAAGCAAUGAGUCACUAUGACCAGGAGAUGACCCAGAAGGUGCAGCUCCCUACAAACACACUCCAGGAGCUGUUGGACCUGCACAGGGCCUGUGAGAGAGAAGCUAUAGAAGUUUUCAAGAAGAAUUCUUUCAAGGAUGAGGAUCAAGGUUUCCAGAAAGAAUUAGAGGCCCUACUACAUACAAAGCAAGAAGCUAUUUGUCAGAAGAACUUGGAAGCCUCUUCUGAACGCUGCUCAGCCUUACUUCAGGAUAUCUUUACUCCGCUGGAAGCAAACGUGCAGCUGGGGAUUUAUUCUAGACCAGGAGGCCAUAAUCUCUACAUUCAGAAGAUAGAAGAGCUGAAGGCACUAUACUACCAGAAGCCUGGGAAAGGAAUCCAGGCUGAGGAAGCUCUACAGAAUUAUUUACAUUCCAAGAAGCCUGUGAGUGAUGCAAUUCUACAGACAGACCAGGCGCUCACUGCCAAGGAAAAUGAGAUGAAAGUGCAACGUGCAAAAGCAGAGACUGCCAGGGCUGAUGCACAAAGAUUGGAGGAGCUUCACAGGAUGCAACAAAAGUUGAUGGAGGAGAAGGAGAGGGUCCGUCAGCAGCAACUGAGGCAAAUGGAGAUCAACAGAGCAAACUUUCUGGCAGAGCUGAAGAGGGCUGAAGAACAGCAGCUCCAGGAAGAGGCUGAAAGACUCAGAGCAGCCCAAGAAGCUGAAAGAAGAAGACUCCAGGAAAUGCUCUGGCAUUUAGAGAACAGGAGGCACUCACGUGAUCACUGUAUCUUAUGCUAAUGUGCUAAAUAUCGGGGUUUUCUUUUCUUCCUCCUUCACUGAAGAAACAAAGAGAUGAAAAACUAAACAACUAGGAACCAAUAACAAAUAAUCCCAGUGACUCCUGUCCAA